UGAAACUCAAAUCAAUUUGUUAGAGCACAACCUGAAAAUAAUUCAGUGAUACUGGGAUACUUUAUAAAAGCAUGCAGCUUUAUCCAUUUAUAGUCCACAGUAAAAGGAGCAGCCGAAGUGGGUGUGAGGUUCCCAUACAUAGCUUCUGCCCUGAAUGCACAAUCAGCAACUGUGAUCCAAAACCAGGGCUACCAUAUUUGGUUGUAAAGAUUUUGCAGAAACUCAAAGAUCUGGAUAUCACAUUAGACGUUCUUUCUGAAACAGGAAUUGGCAAAACCGUUAACUCCUUACGGAGACAUGAACAGGCUGGAGAACUGGCCAAGUCACUAGUUAGAGAUUGGAAAAGAUUGGUUCCUAAGGAAUCCACAAGCCACACAGAAGAUGGGAAUAUGUCAGAAAGUGUGUCUGUUAAAGACAAAUCGGACAACCAAAACUGUCCAAAUAAUGUAAGUUUGACAAUGGUGGAUUUAAACAAUAAUUGCUUAACGUCUCAUAGUAAAAGUCAGAAUUCUUCAGACGAGGCCCUCUUCAAGUCAGGGAGUAGAAAGGCUGAUUCAGAGAAACAAUGUGAAGAACAGAAAUUAAACAAGAAUGAAAAUGACAAAAGUCAACAAGAAGAUCCUAAUAUCUCUCAGAAUGACAUCUUUAAAAAGAAAAUCAAAGAGGAUCAAAGUGACUAUUCAGUUGUUCCCAAGAAAAAGAAAAGCAGUGAGAGUAACAGAAACCCAGGAGACACUCAGACUUUGCCCGGAGACAGAAACACAGAGGACACUCAUCGUAAAUCUAGCUCUGAUUCCAAGGAAAAACUGAAAAGCAGCUCUGACAGUGGAAAAUUUUGGUCAGAGAAAGAAUCAAAUAAGAAACCAAAAGAGGGCAAAGAAACCUUUUCAUUUGAAUUCAGUGACAAAAAUUCAUCAAAGUGGGCCGGUGUCAAAGAUGACAAAUCUUCAGAAAUACAGAGGAGCUCAAAGGCCCAAAACAAAAAAAGGAAGAAAAAAAAUAAAGAAAAGCACGGCAAUCUAAAAUACAAACAAGAGUCUGAAGAAAAGGGACAUUCAAAAAACAAAAAGGCAAAAAUAAAUCACAGAGAAACACAAAGUGAAUCAGAGGAGCCCUCCUUGUCUUUCGAAUCAUGCUUGAACUACGAAGUGAAUGUUGUCAAGAGAAAAGACAAAUCUGGAGUGAAGAAACCAACCAAAACUAUGAAGAAUGUAGAAAAAGAGGAACAAAGAAAAGAUCCUGGCAUGAAACCGUUCAGAUCAUCUGUGACACAGUUUAAGGAAUCUGUAAUGGACCUGAUUCCUUUCAGCAUUCCUUUACCUGCUGAUCUGCCUGAAUUGGAAAAGCCAUUCAGUGUUGAUUACUUUGAGAGGAAAGUUGAGAAGGAGUCUGAUUUCUGUGACGUCUCUGAGGAGUCUUCAGUCUUCACUGGUCAGCGACUUAACAAAAAGAUGCAGGUGUACUCUGGUGCCAAGUCCGUCUUCCUCCCAACCAUGAUGAGCUUGCACCAACAGUGUAUCCGCACACUCCAGAAUAAUAUUAACUUGCUCUUUGAAACUGGUGGAGUCCCAUUUGAAAUCCUCGAGCCAGUGUUGGAGAGGUGCACACCAGAACAGCUGCUACGCAUUGAAGAAUGCAACCCAAUCUACAUUGGAGAAACAGACCACUUAUGGGGGAAACAUUGUCAGAGGGACUUCAAAGACUCCAAACUUCAGGAGUAUGAAUCAUGGAAAGAGAUGUACAUCAGGCUGUCUGACGAGAGGGAAAGGAAACUCAAAAGACUGACAAAAAGCAUCGUCUCAGCACAUUCUAGCAAACCCAGAGGUCGGCAGGUGAAGAUGGCAUUUAUUCACACUGUUGCCAAGCCACCGAGAGAUGUGCGAAUUCAGCAGGAAAUACAUGGAACUGCUGUUCAGCAGCCUCAGCUCAGGUGCAGCGUCAAAGUUCAGGACAACAGACCGAGGCCGAGUAGUAAUGAGCCCAGCAGAUCCAGCAGCACCAGUUCAGUGUCAAACAAUACACAAGACCCUCGCAAAAAAACAAGAGUUGCUCCGAUGAUGGCAAAGUCCUUAAAGGCCUUCAAGAAGCAACUGGGACGCAGAUAAAUGUUCUUAUAUGAUCGUGAUAUUUACAGUGUGUGGAUGUGGGGAAAGUGCACUCUGUCAUUCAUUAACUUUGGACAAUAGAAAGCCUGUGUUCACCUUAGACUACUCUGUGUUGUUUGUCUUCAUACACAGGCAUUUGCCAUGUGUUUUUCUCCGUAACUAUGAAUUGCCGUCACUAUUAAAGGGACAGUGAAAAGAGCA
This is a messenger RNA of Centropristis striata (black sea bass), 2306 nucleotides long. RefSeq names its product elongin A, like (gene eloal). Bases 72 to 2105 code for a protein of 677 amino acids. Gene Ontology annotation, cellular component: elongin complex; nucleus. Gene Ontology annotation, biological process: transcription elongation by RNA polymerase II. The transcript is spliced from 11 exons. Lineage: Eukaryota; Metazoa; Chordata; Actinopteri; Perciformes; Serranidae. The record is from RefSeq and is a predicted model, not a curated record.